GCGGGCGAAGCAGGCAAGGGGCAGCGCGCGCGGAGCAGCGGCGGCGGCGGGCAAGCACGCAGUGGAUAAGUAGAGUAGAAUAGUAGAAGAUGAAUGCAUGCCAGCUCCCUCACGCUAAUUAAGCCAAUCCCAAUCCUAAUCCUAAUUCCUACGUGCCCUGCACUAUUUGUCCAUACCUUCAUCAUUUUGCUUACUAAUUGGCCCAACCAAAUCUUUGCUUUGUUUCCCCUACCUAAGCUAAUAAUAAUCUAGCUAACGCUCCCUCACUCUCAAAGUUAGCCUCAUCAAUUAGCAGCGUGAGGAGGAUACAGAUCAAUACAUGGCGGCGGGAGCAGCCGUGCACGUCGUCAGGCGGCCGCCGCUACAGAUCAGCCGGUGGUGUACACGGUGUGGAAGAGGUCCAGCAUAGGCUUCCAGGGCACCGAUGGCUUCUCCGUCUACGACUCCGCCGGCAAGCUCGCGUUCCGUGUCGACAAAACUACUACCACCGCCGCAAAGCUUUCGCCGGCGACCUACUGCUUAAGGAUGGCCACGGCCCACGGCACGCCUCUUCUCUCCCUCAAGCCACAGAUCAGCUCAGCGUGGAGGAGUUCAUCGCGCGGUACAUCCAGCUAGCUGCACGCGCCACACGUCAGGGACGCCGUCGCUGCACUCGUGCUCGACAUGUUCACCGCGCCCAUAGUCGACGUGGCGUGCGACCUCGGCGUGCUGUCCUACGUGUUCAUGUCGUCCACCAGCGGCCAGCACCAUGCUCGCGCUCAUGCUGCACCUCCCCGUGCUCCACGAGCGCGUCACCGUGGAGUUCGACGAGGUGGACGGGGAUGUGGACGUGCCUGGCCUGCCGCGCCUCUGCCGCCAGCGUCCAUGCCGUGCCGUGCCCGAUGGUGGACAAGAAGAGCCCCAACUACACGUGGUUCGUGCGCCUCGGCGACCGCUUCAUGGACGCCACGGGCAUCAUCGCGAACACCGCCGAGGCGCCGACGAGCUCGAACCGGCCGGGUCCCCUCGCCACCAUCGCGGACAGUCGGUGCGUGCAGGGGCGAACCGCAUCUCCGAUCUCCCCGACGACCUCAUCCAGCGCAUCCUCCACUUCGCGCCGGCGAGGGAGGCCGCGUCCACCGGCCUCCUCUCCUCCCGCUGGCGCUCGCUCUGGCGCUCCACCGGCGCCGUCAACCUCGCCGUCCUCGUCCGCCGCCGCGACGACUUCUUCUCCCUCCGCGACGCGUUCGUCCGCUCCGCCCACGCCGCGCUCGCCGCCGCCGCCGGCGGCCACGUCAGGAGGCUCACCAUGCACGUGGAGACGGAGCGCCUCCCCGUGCAGCUGACGGCCGACGCGUUCCUGCACCGCGACGCGGAGGACUGGGGGAGGAGGCACGACGUGGUCGCCGGCGUCGUGUCCCACCCGGCGGCGCGCCGCGUCGAGGAGCUCCGCGUCGCCGCCGUCAGGUCCGCCGACGGGCCGUCGUCCGACAGGGAGGUCACGGAGAUGGAAGAAGGGGAGUUCCACCUCUCCCUCGGCGGCAGCGGCGGCACCCAGCCGUCGACGGAGACGCUCCGCGUGCUCGACCUCACCGGGUGCGGCGGCGUCUCCCUCCCCGCCGGCGCGGCGCUCCCGCGGCUGACGACGCUGCGGCUGCGGCUGUGCGUCGUGCAGGUCGAGGACCUGCAGGGCGUCGUCGACUCCGCGCCGGCGCUCGCCACCGUGCACCUCGAGUCCGUCUUCCUCGCCGGGACGAAAGAAGACGGCUGCUGCGCCCGCCUCCGCUUCCCCGCGGCCACCGCGCUCGUGCUGGCCAAGUGCAGGGGCCACGGGAGCCACCACAACGGCGACGACGACGCCAGCGACUGCGAGGGCGCCAUGGAGAUCGACGCGCCGAGGCUCCGAUCGUUCAAGUACACGGGGCUGCCCCGGCGGUUCUCGCUCAUCUCGCCGGCGGCGGACAUGGAACGCGCGGACCUGCACUUCCUCCACGACGACGGGCCUCACCACUACCGCGACACCACCGCCGUGCUCCGCGCGCGCUUCUGGCGCUUCCUCCACAACUUCCGCGGCGUCAAGUCCCUCAAGCUGAAGGUGACCUACCUCAAGGCGAUCGCCGUCACCGGCAACGGCAAAGGCAUCCUCCUCCCGCCGCUCCAUGGCGUCGAGCGCCUCGACGUCGCCGCGCUGCACGACCCGGCGAGCGAGACGUCCACGGUGGCCAUCGCCAACCUGCUCCGCUGCUGCCCCAACCUCCGCGACCUCGUGCUCCGCCUCAGCACGGUGCCGCCGGAUUCCACCAAGAACGGCGGCUACUGCCGCGACGUCCUGCGGAGGCGCUGGCAGGCGGACCUCGACGAGUCGGUCCACCGCCUCGCCCGCCGGCGAGGCUGGCCGAAGCCGCCGCCGCCGCCGCCGCCGACAAAGAUCUCCUGCAUGAACCAAAGCCUGGACGAUGCCGGCGGUGACAUCCAUGGAUUGAGCGGCCGAUCCUUCGCCUGCUUGCGAAGCUCGUUGACAAGGGUUGGGAUCCAGUUCCGGAACGACGAGCGCAGCUGGCUUGGCGUCUCGCUGAUCAAGUUCUUCGCGGAGAACGCCAUUUGCCUCGAGGAGAUGCGCGUCGAUGGAGGGAACGAGAGGAUGCGCGAUCACAUCAAUCGUAGGGUUGAGAGAUGGAUCGUUGAGAGUGGCAUGCGAUGCUUUAGAGUGUUACCGCUUGAGCGGCGAUGAAAUUAGGAGAGAUGGAUUAUUGCAAACUUGCAAGUGACUGAAAUUAAUCAAGGUCUUGAUAAGUUGUGUGUUGCAAAUAAAA
Messenger RNA from Oryza sativa Japonica Group (Japanese rice), 2792 nucleotides. RefSeq lists its product as uncharacterized. NCBI's taxonomy places the organism in Eukaryota, Viridiplantae, Streptophyta, Magnoliopsida, Poales, Poaceae. Gene Ontology annotation, molecular function: protein binding. The record is from RefSeq and is a predicted model, not a curated record.